Eptesicus fuscus (big brown bat) is the source of this 602-nucleotide messenger RNA. It is a transcript of the gene RBP7, whose product is annotated as retinol binding protein 7. Gene Ontology annotation, molecular function: fatty acid binding. The transcript has 4 exons. NCBI's taxonomy places the organism in Eukaryota, Metazoa, Chordata, Mammalia, Chiroptera, Vespertilionidae. Gene Ontology annotation, biological process: fatty acid transport. Bases 48 to 452 code for a protein of 134 amino acids. The record is from RefSeq and is a predicted model, not a curated record. Gene Ontology annotation, cellular component: cytosol; nucleus.
GCCGCCCUGCAGUCCCCCCAACCCCGCGCGGUCGCCCCGGCCCCGCCAUGCCCGCCGACCUCAGCGGCACCUGGAACCUGAGCAGCAGCGACAACUUCGAGGGCUACAUGCUGGCCCUGGGUAUCGACUUUGCCACUCGGAAGAUAGCCAAGCUGCUGAAGCCGCAGAAAGUGAUUGAGCAGAAUGGGGAUUCUUUUACCAUCCACACGUACAGCAGCCUACGGAACUACCUGGUUCAGUUUAAAGUUGGCGAAGAAUUUGAUGAAGAGACCAAAGGCCUGGAUAACAGGAAAUGCAAGAGCUUGGUCACCUGGGACAACGACAGGCUCACCUGUGUCCAGAAGGGGGAGAAGAAGAACAGAGGCUGGACCCAUUGGAUCGAAGGCGACAAACUCCACCUGGAAAUGUUCUGCGAGGGCCAAGUGUGCAAGCAGACGUUCCAGAGGGCCUGAUCGGGAUCCACCAACGGAGCCGUGAGCCACACGGGGCCGCAGCUUAACGCCUGACUACAUUCCAGAAUGAACGGGUGUUCAUCUGCCCUCGAUUGGUGAUGGGCCUUGUGGUCAGAGGUGUCACGCAGCCUGUACCAGAAACCGUUUGGA